AUGGCUUCUUCAGCUGAAUAUGAUUAUAUUUGUCCUGUGUGUCAGGAUAUCUUCAAGACUCCAGUUAUUUUAUCAUGUAGUCACAGUUUCUGUCAAGAGUGUCUUCAGCAGUUUUGGAGAAGCAAGAAUACUCAGGAGUGUCCCGUCUGCAGGAGAAGAUCUUCCAAAGGACACCCUCCAGUUAAUCUGGCUUUAAAGAACUUGUGCGAGUUGUUCCUGGCAGAGGGAAAUGAGAGACGUUCAUCAGGAUCUGAGGAGAUCUGCAGUUUACACAGUGAGAAACUCAAACUCUUCUGUCUGGAGGACAAACAGCCUGCAUGUUUAGUCUGUUGUACUUCAGAGAAACACCUCAAACACACAUUCAGACCCAUCAGUGAAGUGGUCCCAGCAAAGAAGGAGGAGCUCAACAUAGCGCUGAAAUCCUUACAGGAGAAACUUAAACGUAAUGAAAAGGUGAAAGGAGAGUUUGAGAGAGCAGCUCGACACAUCAAGGCUCAAGCUGAGCACACAGAGCGUCAGAUUAAACAGCAGUUUGAGAAGCUUCAUCAGUUUCUCCGAGAUGAAGAAGAAGCUACAAUCACUGCACUGAGGGAGGAAGAGGAGCAGAAGAAGCAGAUGAUGAAGGAGAAGCUGGAGGAGAUGAACACACACAUCUCAGCUCUUUCACACACGAUCAAAGACACGGAGGAGAUGCUGAAAGCCAAUGACGUCUGCUUUCUGAAGGAGUUUCCAGUCUCAAUGGAAAGAGUCCAGAUCUCACAGCCGGAUCCACAGAUGCCUUCUGGAGCUUUGAUUCAUGUGUCUCGCUACUUGGGCAACCUGCCGUUCAGAGUCUGGAAGAAGAUGCAGGACAUUGUCCAGUACACUCCUGUCAUCCUGGAUCCAAACACGGCAAAUCCACGACUCCGCCUGUCUGAUGAUCUGACCAGAGUGACAAUCAGAAGAAAACAACCAGUUCUUGAUAAUCCAGAGAGAUUUGACUGUUAUCGCUGUGUUCUGGGUUCAGAGGGUUUUAACUCAGGAAAACACUGCUGGAUCGUGGAGGUUAAAAAGAGUAAAAUCUGGAGUCUUGGAGUAACAACAGCAUCAAACCAGAGGAAGGGAGGGGGUUUCUUUAACUCUGAUGUCUGGAGUGUGUGGUAUGACCCUGAUAAACUGUUUGAGUCUGGUUUUCAUGUUGAUCAGGCUCUUGAUCGAGUGCGAGUUGAUCUGGAUUAUGACAGAGGAACAGUGUCUUUCUCUGAUCCUGUAAAUAACAAACAUCUACACACUUACACAACCACCUUCACUCACACUCUCUACCCUUUCUUCAUGUGUUAUAACAAUUUCUUUUCAUACUCUUCUUCCUCUCUAAAGAUUUUGCCGUCCAGUAUUCAGUAGCAUUACAGCUGUACAGUGAGUCUCUGUUUUUAUCAAGUCUCUAAUAUAAAAUGUUUUUUAAAAGAGAUUAAUCAUUUCAUUCAGCAAAGCUAAAAUUUAAAACUCAGUUGAUGAAAAUGACUACACACACACACAGUCUCUUAUUUCUAUUUUAAUUAGUGUUUAAUAAAUUGUUCAAAUCAAUCUCUAGAAAUAUGUUAAAUUAUAAUAUAAUGAUAAGUUUAUUACAAUAAAUACAAAAGCAUCAAAAUCAGGGGGCUGUUCUUUAUACGUGGAUUACUCAGUUAGCUGGAUUUGGAUAUUGACGAUUUGACAUGAUCCACGAUCGUUUCGUUCAAAUCUGAUUCAAGAGUUGUUGUCAUAGCAACAGUUCUGC
Danio rerio (zebrafish) is the source of this 1756-nucleotide messenger RNA. Lineage: Eukaryota; Metazoa; Chordata; Actinopteri; Cypriniformes; Danionidae. The record is from RefSeq and is a predicted model, not a curated record.